Messenger RNA from Varroa destructor (honeybee mite), 2464 nucleotides. RefSeq lists its product as uncharacterized. The record is from RefSeq and is a predicted model, not a curated record. NCBI's taxonomy places the organism in Eukaryota, Metazoa, Arthropoda, Arachnida, Mesostigmata, Varroidae.
GGUAACCCAGAAUGCGCAAGAGAAGCGCAGAAUCGAAAUGCUCUGAAGGAAAUACAUCAUCAACAAAUGUCGUCCAUACCGAGAGCGCGGACGGGUUUGGUGUGGCAAAACAAGUUGGUGCUGACUUGUCUGUUCAACGAGUGGACUGUGGCACACAAACGGAUAAUGCGCCAACGAGCACAGUGGCAGCGUCGUUACCAGAAUUCACAACGAUUGAAGCGAUUCUGGGUCGAUCGCGCGCGACGCAAACCUUCCCACACGCGCGUACCGUGUUCACACGUUCGACACAGUUUCAAGCUCCAAUUCGUCCAACCGAUCAGCCAAGCACAGCCGCCCAAACUGAGACAACUGGUUCCGUAGCGGGAAUGGCCGUCCCGUUCAAUCACAUCACACUUAGUGGUGACCGGCGUGGGGACGGCGGAGCGGGGCGGUUUCACGGCCCUCCAAGGGGUGCUGGCGUCUUUGGAGGCGCAGCGCAACGCAUCCACCGGCCAGCGCGACGCGUGAAUUUCAUGGUCGCUGCGGAAAAUAAUAACAAUGCCAAUAACAGUUAUCAUAAUACCAACAACAGCAUAAAUAACGGGGUGAACAACAUCGAACGAUUCGAAGCUGCCAGGAAUCUGGCUGAAGAUGUUGUCGUUAUGGAAGGCUUAACGGCGUUACUUGAGGAACGUCUAAAUUUUGCCGCGCUCCAAGCGAAGGCCACGACAAUGGCGAAACAAGCUUCAUGGGUUAAUGCAAAAAGCUUAACGCAAGGACUAUCUCUUUCGCAUUUACUACCUCGAACUGGACAACGCAACGCAGCAAUGCGUCAGUCCGAAAGGUCUGACGUAGCAACAUCUACGAAUAUUCCUUUAUUGGCCGGCGGCACUGUUCCUGGGUUUAGGUUCAAUCCCCGUCGGGGGCUUGAACUGGGAACAAAUCCAUUGUAUGUAUCAGACCCACCCCACUCGAGCAACUUUAACCUUGAAACGAACGGUUUGGGUAAGGCAAUUGUACGAAUAAUACCACCACUAUCUGACAGACCGUCAGGAAGUGUAUUUAUACCAAAACUUUCUCCUUCACUUACAAAACUUCCCACGGUACAAAUCAGUAAUACGGCUGUUACCCCAGCAGCACCAACCUCAACCAGAGGCUCGAUAUUCCCCACACCUAAGGUUGAAUCGCGGCCGUCUUUACUGUCAAUGUUAAUGCCCGGCUUAGUUCCACCCAACAACUUUUCGAGACAGUCAGCUGAAUCAGCUAAGAUGGAUGUACUCGUUCCUAUGGCAAAAUUUGCUGCAAGCACUUGUCCAAAUCGAAGCUCUAUGACAGGCACUUCGACUGUACCUCUUCCCUCUACGAUUCCCGGAAAAAGUUCGGCUGUAACUGUGGUCGCCGCAAGAGCCCCAGGGAUUCCGUCUGCCGAACGCGUUGAGCCGCCGCGAAAUACUACUGCGGCCAACAACGGGCACAUGAAACAGUGACCAUGUUUCAUUUCGUAGGAAAUGAACACGAAAUUUAUCAUAUAUAACUUAUUUACAACAUUCACGUUGAAGGUUAUGGGUGACGUUAAUGGAGCGAAUAAGGAACCUUCAAGGACGAACAUGUGGCAGUGGGGUAAAUAUUUCGUAGGACUUAAAAAAAAGUGAUAGUGUAAACGAACCGGGAGACAGACAGAAGCACAACAUGAGCAGAAGAUGCGAAUCGAAUUGAGAGAAUCGCUGAUAAAUUAGGGACGUUAACACUAUUAAUGGGCUACAUGUGCAACCCACUAUAUUAGUAUAAUAGUGCACUGGUAUAAUAUCUCAGUCUGUGUAUCUUAUUACCCACCCAAGAUGCUUGGGUGGGUAAUAAGAUGUUGUAGCACGUUUUGCUUCAAUUUUUUGGCAGUACCGACAGAUAAAUACUGGUAGGUCAAUAUCACCGUAAAUAAGCAAAUCUUUAAAGUAAAAUUAAGAAACGGUUUAUUAAUGGCGUCGGUUAAAGUUAGUGCAAUAUAAUAAGAUAAAAUCUCUAAUCAGCUGCCUUCAGGCUGAUAUAACGCACAUCUUAACGUGCCAUUUUCUCCGUACACGGUUUUAAAAAAUAUUUUGCAACAAAGAUCUUACGCGAGUUUCUAAACCUACAUAAGUGAGGUAUAGACAUUCGAAUCAUACGUACAUUUUGCAAUGGAAAUGUUUCCUAUUAUUUUGCCAGAACGUAUUAAAGAAAAAUCUAGUACAAAUCCAUUGGCACCAAUGGCGCAAUUUCCGUUUUAACAAAAAUUAGUGAGAAACUUUUGAACAUUACAUACAUUUUGUUGUACGAUAAUACUCACUCUAAUUAGAGCUUAUAAUUGAUUGGUGAGCACCAUAUGAUUCUCUCUAAUUCUCUGAGUCAAUAGAGAAGUGUUUAAGAUAAGUAUGUCAAAAGGAGAUUUACUUUUAUUAUGCAGGAAAGAAGCACUCAAUUCGGAUUAGGUGGCGGGGAGUGUUUCAGCAGA